Messenger RNA from Coccinella septempunctata (seven-spotted ladybird), 889 nucleotides. RefSeq lists its product as uncharacterized. NCBI's taxonomy places the organism in Eukaryota, Metazoa, Arthropoda, Insecta, Coleoptera, Coccinellidae. The record is from RefSeq and is a predicted model, not a curated record. Bases 80 to 670 code for a protein of 196 amino acids. The transcript has 6 exons.
AAUAUCAUGACAUUUCCUAUGUGUGAAGCAGGUUAUCAAACAAUUCUGAAUUCUAUAUAAUAUUGCAAUACCACUUGGAAUGGAAAAGUCAGAUGUUACUCACAAAAUCAAGGAGUGCGUUGGAAACGUAGAGAAUUCUGCAAAAAUCGAAUCCCAGGCUGACAUGGCAACACUUCAUCCGGAUAAAUCGGGCAAAUGGUCCGUGAAAUUGUUAAUGUUCUAUAAUAGGCAUUUUCCAACUGACAAGGAUUCCUAUGCAGUGCGAUUACCGAUAAUAGCAUUGGCUCUAUCAUUAUGCUCCAUACAAAUAGUCGUCAAUCUGCAGUGGCACGACUAUAGAGAGAGACGGGAAUAUUAUAUCUGGGCACUAAUAGUUCUUAUAUCAGCAUCUACUUAUGGAUUGUACUACGGCAUAAAAAUCGGAGACCGAAAACAAUUCACACCUUGGAUUAUAUUCAAAAUUAUUGAAAUCAUAAGCACCACAGAUUCUCUGCUGAACAUUUUUAUACAUGGUCAUAUAUAUGGCAAUACUUUGACAAACGUGAUAUUAGGUUUUAUCGUUUUGGGUGGCAAUUCAUUUUUACUAUGGGUCAUCUGUCAUAGACAAAGAGAUAACCUAGAAGACGUCCCAGAGGCUGUAGAUGAAUUCUCUCCCAUGAGCACGGUUUGAGAUCAGAAUGGGAGAUCCAUUAAACAGUUUCUUGAUCGAAACACUGAAAACAUGGGAAACUAUCAGCAUCAACUAUUCCGAAUUAUACUCGAAGGGAAGUGAAACUAGAAGCUGUUAACUAUAUUAUCACAAUUAAUGCUUUUUUGAUAAAAAAAAAAAUUAGGAGUUGAGGAGUUUUCAUCAAGAUCCAGAUAUCAGUCAGUAGCUGAGGAAUAAGAU